This is a messenger RNA of Cheilinus undulatus (humphead wrasse), 1225 nucleotides long. RefSeq names its product C-type mannose receptor 2-like. The coding region runs from base 197 to 1225 and encodes 342 amino acids. The transcript is spliced from 7 exons. The record is from RefSeq and is a predicted model, not a curated record. NCBI's taxonomy places the organism in Eukaryota, Metazoa, Chordata, Actinopteri, Labriformes, Labridae.
UAGCAUAUCUUUAAUGUACUGAGGCACCAGGACAUUCAGUUCUUUGUGAACCAGCAACAAAAUCUUAAAAUUGAUCCUAGUUUGGACCAGGAGCCAGUGGAGAGAUUUGAGGACUGGUGUGAUAUGUUCAAAUGUUUUGGUUCUGCAGCUGCAGAUCUUCAUUCUGAGCUGAGGGAGGAGGAGAGAAACGGCGAGGAUGGAGAAGGUUCUCCUGAGCAUCAUCUCUGCAGCAGGACUGUGUGCCGUUCUCUGUCAUGCUGAGCGUCGGUAUCAUUUUGUUUAUGAGGAGAAGAACAUGGCCGAGGCUCGGAGCUACUGCAGAGAGAAAUACACAGACCUGGCCACCAUAGACCACAUGAACGACGUGAAGAUCCUGAAUGACAUGGCAGAUUUGAGCAGAAUGAACUACUCAGAGUUCAGCUACCGAGCUUGGAUUGGUCUGUACGACGACAUGAACAGUUGGAGGUGGUCACUGACAAACACAAGUUUCUACAAACCUGGAGAGAACGAGUUCAGAAACUGGAAAUAUAGAGAACCUGGCAACUAUAAGGGCAGAGAGCACUGUGUGAACAUGGAACACAACGGACUGUGGAGAGAUGGUUGGUGUGAGUUCCCCCUCCAGCCAGUCUGCAGCGACAUUACAGGGUCCAAUGUGACAUUUGUCCUCGCCCCCACCACCAUGUCAUGGUCUGAUGCCCAGAGCUACUGCAGAGAACACCACACUGACCUGGCCAGUGUGAGGAACAUGGAGGAGAACCAGAAGAUAAGAGAGCAGAUAGGACAAGUUGUCUGGAUUGGCCUCUCCAGGGAGUCCUGGAAGUGGUUGGAUGGAAGUAGAUCCACAUUUAGGUACUGGAAAACUGGUGAACCAGACAACAAGUAUUGGAAUGCAAUGUGCGUGGCAGCUGACUUUGGAAACUCUGGCAAAUGGGAGGACUGGCCAUGCCACUACAAGAGAGCAUUCAUCUGCUACAGCGUCCCAGUCUCCAAACAAGUGAUCAAGGUGAGGCUGGUGAAGCAGAGCUCCUCUCUGGAUCUGAACGACCCUGCCGUGCUGGAGGACAUGCUGAAGGAGCUCAGACAGAAUCUGAGGGAUCAAGGAGUGACACAGGACGUCAGACUGAGCUGGAGGAAGCAGGCGGACGGAAAGGUGUUUCACAAAGAGAAGAAGAAGGAGAAGAAGAAGAGGAACAAAAUAAGAAUGACCAGAAAAAGUGAUCUCUAG